UCAUCAUGUGCCCUUAAGUAGUAACAUGUCAGAUCUCUGGUGUUGAGUUAUCGAUUGGCAAAAACAUGAACUUGCACGUUAGAUACAUAUUCAUCUAAACAUCUACACCAAGCAUCUUUAUAUUCGAACACUGCUUAUAUCGAGAGAAUACUACCCGGUUAGAACACUGUUCAUAAUUAGACAUACUAUAGCAACAAUUUUAGUUUGAGGUUUAUAAUCCCAUAUUUAUUGUUUGUCAUUGUUUGAAAUAAAGUUCUUCGAUUGACAACCCUAGAUCUCAUCUCAUUACCCACAUCCCACAUGGGUAUUACCCACCUUCAUCACAAAAUACAACUAAUUAAGAAAAAAAUGCACUAUCAAACAUUAUUUCAAACAUAUUUGAUCCAGUAACACGUCGAAUAACAAAUCGGUCAUUAAUCCCCGCCAGUUGGGAUAAGCCAAAUUUUUUGCAAAACUAAGUUCAUUAAUCUUGACCAUUAACAAUUCACCAUACAAAACUAAAAAAAAAUAGAAAACUAAAACAAACAAAUGGUCAAAAUGGAAACAAUUAUUGUGCACUUACCAAAUGUUGCACUAAAGAGAAGAACAAGGGAUCCAUUGGUUUCUCCCUCUCAUCCAUUUCAAAAAUAAAAUAAAAAUUCUCCCUCUCCAACAGCUCUUUUCCCUCUCCUUCACACAAACAAAAACACAAACCAAACACCAAAAAAAGAAACAAAAAUUUGAAACACAUUUCAAAUUAAUACAAACAAUUUCCCUUCCUUUCUCCCCUUUUCCUCUCCCUCCCCCCCAAAAAAUGACGACGAAAACAUCACCAUCAACCUAAGGCGACGAAAAACUCAAAUGAAACCAUCGCUCACAAACCGUCACUAAAAAGCGUCGCUAAAAGAAACAAUGAGCAAAGACAGCGGUGUUUUCAAGGCAUGGGAAGCCACGAUCCGAAAGACCCAGGCGGCCAAGAAGCGCGCCAACAGCAUCUUCGGCAUCACCUUGGCCCACCUCCCCGACGAAGACCACGCCGCCGCCGCCGCUGCCAGCAACGGCGACGAGGGCAGCAGCAGCAGCAGCGGCGGCGACGAGGGAGCCGGCAGCGGGAGCAGCACGAACGGAGGAGGAGGGACGGAAUGUUACUACGCGGAGAAGGUGCUGCCGAACGGCGACUACUACUCCGGCCAGUGGUACGACAAUUUCCCCAACGGCCGGGGGAAGUAUCUGUGGACCGACGGUUGCAUGUACGUCGGCGAGUGGUAUAAGGGGAAGACGAUGGGCCGGGGCCGGUUCAGCUGGCCGUCGGGGGCGACGUAUGAAGGGGAGUUCAAGAGCGGGUAUAUGGACGGGACGGGGACGUAUUCGGCGGCGAAUGGGGAUAUUUAUCGUGGGCAGUGGGUCAUGAAUCUCAAGCAUGGGCAUGGGAUCAAGCAUUUUGCUAAUGGAGAUUGGUACGAAGGGGAUUGGCGACGAGGGUUGCAAGAAGGGCAAGGCAAGUACCAAUGGAAGACCACCAGCAACUACUACGUCGGCGAGUGGAAGAACGGCAACAUCUGCGGCAAAGGCACAUUCAUGUGGGAGAACGGCAACCGCUUCGACGGCCAGUGGGACGACGGCGUCCCCAAGGGCAACGGCACCUUCACCUUCCCUGACGGCAGCUUCUACGUCGGCAACUGGAGCAAAGACCCCACCGAGCAGAACGGCAGCUACUACCCUUCCACGUCGCCCUCCGCGGCGGCGGCGGCCCACUCCGGCAGCCAGCUGGAGUGGGACCCGCAGGACGUGUACAACGUCUACCUCGCCGACGCCCAGGUCUGCCCCUGCGAGAAGGUCUCCGUCCUGCCGUCGCAGAAGAAGCUGGCGGUGUGGAACUCGUCGAAGAACAGCGAGAAGGCCCGCCGGCUGUCUGUCGACGGCAGGGUCAGCGUCGGGAACGAGAGGGCGUUCGAGAGGAUGAACAUGUGGGACGGCGACGACCAGGGGGCGUCGUCUGCGGCCGCCGGCGAUGCGAGGAGGGAUAUGGAGGCGGAGUUGUUGGGUAUGGGUAUGGAUAUGGAGGAAUGCAAUUUCGCCGCCAGUCUUAAUAAGAUGCUGCCCAUGAGAGUACCCAAAGCUUCUAAGCGGCAGGGAGAUCCCAUUUGUAAAGGGCACAAGAAUUACGAGCUCAUGCUCAAUCUACAGCUGGGAAUCAGGCAUUCAGUGGGGAGACCAGGUCCAGCACCAUCCUUGGAUCUAAAGGCAUCAGCUUUCGACCCAAAAGAGAAGGUAUGGACAAGGUUCCCUCCAGAAGGAAGCAAGCACACCCCUCCACACAAUUGUUCAGAGUUCAAAUGGAAAGACUACUGCCCCUUAGUUUUCAGGUCACUAAGGAAGCUGUUCAAGGUCGACGCAGCUGACUACAUGUUAUCGAUUUGUGGGGAUAAUGCUCUUCGCGAGCUCUCGUCUCCCGGGAAGAGUGGGAGCUUCUUCUACCUGACUCACGAUGAUCGCUACAUGAUCAAGACAAUGAAGAAAGCAGAAGUGAAAGUGCUUAUCAGGAUGCUUGCUGCCUAUUACAACCAUGUCAGAUCCUUCGAUAACACCUUGGUCAUAAGGUUUUAUGGCCUUCACUGCGUCAAGUUAACUGGACCGGCACAGAGGAAGGUGCGGUUCAUAAUCAUGGGGAACCUAUUUGUUUCGGAGUAUGCAAUCCACAGACGAUUCGACCUGAAGGGUUCUUCGUUGGGUCGGAUCACGGACAAGCCAGAGUCCGAGAUCGAUGCCAACACCAUUCUCAAAGACCUGGACCUCAACUUCAUUUUCAAGCUACAGAAAGCUUGGUUCCAAGAGUUCUGCAGGCAAGUAGAUAGAGAUUGCGAGCUUCUUGAGCAGGAGAGGAUUAUGGACUACAGUCUACUAGUUGGUAUCCACUUCAGAGACGUAGCAUCUAAUCGAGAAAUAAUUCCAACCAAGGCUGAAACCCCUUCUGUCGCAGAUGAGGUUGAAAGAGAAGAAGGUCCUCGACUUUCUAGAGCAGACAUGGAUCAACUUGUAUUAGACCCAACCAAAUGGGCACGAAUCAGGCUGGGAAUGAACAUGCCAGCCAGAGUCGAAAGAACAGUGAGAAGAAACGAUUGUGAGCUUCAACUGGUUGGAGAGCCAACCGGGGAGUUCUACGACGUCAUAAUGACGUUCGGAAUCAUCGACAUACUUCAAGACUACGACAUUAGCAAGAAGCUGGAGCAUGCAUACAAGUCGAUCCAGUACGACCCUACAUCGAUCUCAGCCGUGGAUCCUAAGCAGUACUCCAGGAGAUUCAGAGACUUCAUUUUCAGAAUUUUUGCUGAAGAUUCUUAGUUUAAGUAAAAGAAGAAAAUCUUUUUUUAACACAACCACCCCCUCCUGCAGGCUCUAACAAGAAGCUUGGUCUCAUCGGGAGGGAACAUUUUCAAAGUUCAAAUUUUAUGAUCGUUUUUGGUUCCUAUAAUCUUCAAAUUUACAUAAAUUUGACCUCAAAUUGGUAAAAGUAGAGACUGAGAGAGAGAGAUCACCCAAUUUUUUUGAAUAUGGUAUAGUUAUGCACAUAAAACAUACAAGGUUAUAGAUGAGGAUUGUUGUGACUUUGGGGGGUGUUGUAUGUACCAUUUUUCCCCAAGCCUCUACCAUAUAAAUUGUAGAACACUUG
Molecule: messenger RNA, 3649 nt
Organism: Linum trigynum
Lineage: Eukaryota; Viridiplantae; Streptophyta; Magnoliopsida; Malpighiales; Linaceae
Source: the annotation of a GenBank genome assembly